Messenger RNA from Mytilus trossulus (common blue mussel), 2112 nucleotides. Its product is annotated as solute carrier family 40 member 1-like. Gene Ontology annotation, cellular component: membrane. Gene Ontology annotation, molecular function: iron ion transmembrane transporter activity. The transcript has 8 exons. Gene Ontology annotation, biological process: iron ion transmembrane transport. The record is from RefSeq and is a predicted model, not a curated record. NCBI's taxonomy places the organism in Eukaryota, Metazoa, Mollusca, Bivalvia, Mytilida, Mytilidae. Bases 104 to 1924 code for a protein of 606 amino acids.
CACGACUCUGUUUUAGUUUGUAAACAAACCUACCUUUACAAUACUUUAUUUUUUCACCUGCAAAAACCAACUGUCUCUCAUAGCAAGUCAGCUCGUGAACACAAUGCCUUUGCAUGAUAAAUGGAAACUGCCACUAAAAACAAAGUUAUAUGUAUAUAUCAGCCACUUUCUUUCUGCAUGGGGCGACCGAAUGUGGUCGUUUGGUGUUGGGUUAUUUCUAGUACGACUUAGUCCAGGAUCACUACGACUUGUAGCAAUCUAUGGGUUUUCCAAAGGAGCAUCUGUGCUCCUGUUUGCUGCAAUAAUUGGAGACUGGAUUGAUAAUACGCCCAGACUUAGGGCUGCAAGACUUUCAUUAGUUCUACAGAAUGUUUUAGUAGCAUUAUGUGCAGUUAUUGUUUUUGUUGUGGUGUGGUAUCAUGAAACUUUACGAACAUUAUGGCCCGACGAAGGUGCAUUGACACUCUUUCAUGCACUCAUUAUAGUGGUAGCCAUUCUUGGCGAUCUUGCUAGCAUUGCGCGGUCAAUAUCGGUGGAGAGGGAUUGGAUCGUGGAAAUAUGUGGGAGAGAUAAAGAUCUAUUAGCUACAAUGACCUCCAGAAUGAGAGCAAUUGAUUUAACCACCGCCAUUUUAUCACCUGUAGCUACUGGACAGAUAGUUUAUUUUAUUGCUUUACAAUAUGCGGCAGUUUUUAUAGCGGGCUGGAAUCUGGUUUCUGUCUUCAUUGAGUACUUUCUAAUUUGGAAGGUGUACAUGGAAGUGCCUGCACUGAAAUGUAAAAUGUUCAAAACGAGAAAAGACAAAGUAGAAACAGAAAUGCUGUUUACGGAUGAAGGCAUUCAACUCGAUGACAAAGAUCAGCAAGAAAAUAUAUCACAAGCAUCAAAUAUAGCACAGGAAGAGACAGAGAAAUGUACCAGAUCAUCAUCAGACGAAGACGACACAACAAAGGAAGAUAAAUCUGUAGAGAAAGACGCAUGUGAUCAAUGCCUAUAUAAGAUGUUUAAGAGCUUUAUUUUGCUAUUCAGAGGAUGGAAAACAUACAUGAAGUAUGACGUUGCUUUCGCUGGUUUGGGAUUAGCAUGUUUAUAUAUGACCGUGAUAGGUUUUGAUAGUAUUACUGUUGGAUAUGCGUAUGCCCAAGGAAUAUCUGAAUCUCUUCUUGGUGUCAUGAUGGCUGCUGGAUCUAUAUUUGGCAUAGCGGGCACAUUUGCCUAUCCAAGGAUCCAGAAAAGAAUAGGCUUGGAACGAACAGGACUGUUUGGGCUUGGAUUUGAAAUAUUUAGCCUUUGUUUCUGCGUAGCAUCCGUAUUUACUCCUGGUAGCCCAUUUGAUCUCUUGUACAGAACAAGAGAAAAUGACAGUUCUAAUAUUAUUGUUGUUUCUUCAGUACUUGGAAUCGAUAACAAAACUAUCAAUAGUAAUUUGACAGUUAAUGAAACUAUGCCAACUUAUAUCACUAGUAAUGUAACUAUGCCACCUAGUCAGGAAGCAAGUGAUCAAACAUCAUAUAUAUCCAUUGGUUUAUUUCUUGGUGGGCUGAUAACUGCAAGAUUUGGACUAUGGAUUGCUGAUUUAACGAUCACACAGAUGUUCUUACAAGCGGUUGUUGAGACUGAGCGAGGAAUUAUCAGUGGUAUCCAGCGUUCUUUGAAUCAACUCAUGGACAUGCUUAAAUUCCUAAUGGUCAUUCUUGCACCGUACCCACAGGAAUUUGGGCUCUUAGUUCUGAUAUCUUUUGUCUUCGUUUGUUUGGGCUGGAUAUUUUAUGCAAGAUAUUCGUAUUCAGUCCGGGGACAUUUAUUUCAUUUUGACAAAUUAUGUCCAGAUAAACAAAACAAUAAUAUCGUCGCUGAAACAGGUGAUGAUAACAGUGGCAAUGAAGAAAUAAACAACCGACCAAUCGAGACACAUACUUCAUAGGUUACAACAAAUACAGAUCGUAUUUACAUGUUUAAUUGAACUUAUGAGUGAUGAAGGAGGCUUUAGAAAAUAAUAAGAAUCUCCUUUAGGGUGCAUGUCUUGAUCUAUAAUAUUAGAAUCACUUUUCAGGUGCGCAUAUUGAUCUCUUGAUUUGACCCUAGUCAUAUUAUUCCCUCCCGGUAAAACCA